GUAUACUCCAUUUUUCUAUCUUCAGUAUUUAACCCUCUUCAGUCUUCACUAUGACUACUACAACUUCUCUCUCUACAAGGUCUUCUCUCAUUCAUUCUACAUUUUCUCUCCCUUCUUUCUACUUGCCUUCACAUUCAUCAACUCCAAGAUCCAUUUGUUGGAAUCUAUCUAAGACUAAGAUUAGAUCUGAAUUGCUAAAAUCCAAAAGGAGUUUUCGAAUUACAGCCACUAAUAUGGCGAUUACUGAGGUUAAUGAAGGAAAUGAGGAAGAAGUUCCUCUUUUGGAUGAUGCGGAAACUUCUGCACCUCGACGAAUUGCUCUUUUUGUUGAGCCUUCUCCGUUUGCGUAUGUGUCUGGAUAUAAAAAUAGGUUUCAGAAUUUUAUUAAAUAUCUACGUGAAAUGGGCGAUGAGGUGAUGGUUGUAACAACACAUGAAGGUGUGCCGGAGGAGUUUUAUGGGGCAAAAUUAAUUGGCUCACGGAGUUUUCCCUGCCCAUGGUAUCAGAAAGUACCUCUCUCCUUGGCUCUUAGUCCAAGAAUAAUCUCAGAGGUUGCAGCAUUUAAACCUGAUAUCAUUCAUGCAUCAUCUCCUGGAAUCAUGGUAUUUGGUGCACUUGCUAUUGCAAAAAUGCUGAGCGUUCCAUUAGUGAUGUCAUAUCAUACUCAUGUCCCUGUAUAUAUUCCAAGGUAUACUUUUAGUUGGCUAGUGAAACCAAUGUGGCUCAUCAUAAAGUUUCUUCACCGAGCUGCUGACCUCACUCUGGUACCUUCAGCUGCAAUUGCAAGGGAUCUCUUGGCAGCAAAAGUAACAGCAGAAAAUAGGAUUCGUCUUUGGAAUAAAGGAGUGGAUUCUGAAAGCUUCCACCCUCGCUUCCGCUCUUCUGAGAUGAGAUGGAAGCUUAGUAACGGAGAACCUGACAAACCACUCAUUGUGCACGUGGGUCGCUUAGGUGUUGAGAAGAGUUUGGAUUUCCUUAAAAGGGUAAUGAAUGCAUUGCCAGAAGCAAGGAUCGCUUUUAUUGGUGAUGGUCCUUAUAGGCCGGAGCUGGAGAGCAUGUUUACUGGUAUGCCUGCUGUAUUCACAGGGAUGUUGCUGGGCGAAGAGCUCUCUCAAGCAUAUGCCAGUGGUGAUGUUUUUGUGAUGCCCUCAGAAUCCGAGACUCUUGGCCUUGUUGUGUUGGAAGCCAUGUCAUCUGGGAUUCCCGUUGUGGGUGCUCGUGCUGGUGGAAUACCCGAUAUAAUACCCGAGGAUCAAGAGGGAAAAAUUGGUUUUCUGUUCAGUCCGGGGGAUCUGGACGACUGCCUCAGUAAAUUGAGGCCGCUAUUACAUGAUAAAGAAUUGCGAGAGAACAUGGGAAAAGCUGCCCGUGAAGAAAUGGAGAAGUAUGAUUGGAGGGCUGCCACUAGGACGAUUCGCAAUGAACAAUACAAUGCGGCAAUUUGGUUCUGGCGGAAGAAUAGGGCGCAACUGCUGAAACCUGUACAGUGGCUGGCAAAAAUUUUCGUUAAAUCUCCUGAAGUCGGCUACAGAUGAUGCUUAUAAUAACCAUUGGCAAUGGUCUUUGAAUCGAAAGUAUGAUUAAUGAUAGAUUGUAACUUGUAAGCUUGUUUAAGGGGUCUUUAAUUGAAGACCUCAUUGAGAUUUCUCAUUUCUGAUUGAAUAAUUUUAUUUUUUUGUAUAUUAUGUACCAUAAAUAAGAUCAUCACUAUGUUUUUCUGAAAUUAUUUAUCAGAA
Molecule: messenger RNA, 1736 nt
Organism: Amaranthus tricolor (Joseph's coat)
Lineage: Eukaryota; Viridiplantae; Streptophyta; Magnoliopsida; Caryophyllales; Amaranthaceae
Product: sulfoquinovosyl transferase SQD2
Exons: 11
Coding region: 51-1535 (494 amino acids)
Biological process (GO): glycolipid biosynthetic process; sulfolipid biosynthetic process
Cellular component (GO): chloroplast envelope
Molecular function (GO): UDP-sulfoquinovose:DAG sulfoquinovosyltransferase activity
Source: RefSeq, a predicted model, not a curated record